AUGGUGGCGGCGUUGAGAGAGCCGCGAAACGUGAGCCUGAACAAAAAGAGCUCUGGCCUGGGCUUCAACAUCGUCGGCGGCGAGGAUGGCGAGGGCAUCUUCAUCUCCUUCAUCCUGGCUGGUGGGCCAGCUGAUGCCAGUGGGCACCUGCGCCGCGGGGACCAGAUCCUGGCCGUGAACGGGGUCGACCUCACGGCGGCGACCCACGAGCAGGCGGCGCUCGCGCUCAAGGGCGCCACUGGCAACCGCGUGGACCUCCGCGUCGCCUACCGACCCGAGGACUACAACCGCUUCGAGGCCCGCAUCCACGAGCUGCGCGAACAGAUCAUGUCUGGCACGCUCAAGCCCUCCCAGAAGCGAUCCCUGUUUGUCAGGGCGUUGUUUGACUAUGACCCGCGGCAAGAUGACGGAUUGCCGAGUCGUGGGCUUCCGUUCCAAUAUGGCGACAUUUUGCACGUGACGAACGCCUCGGACGACGAGUGGUGGCAGGCCAAGCGACUCCAGUCGUCACACAUCAGGAACGAGGGCGAACCGGAAAUCGGGAUCAUCCCGUCCAAGAAACGCUGGGAGCGGAAGAUGAAAGCCAGGGACAAGUCUGUCAAGUUCCAGGGCAAGGGCAGCAACGCCUCCUUGUCGACAUUGGAGAGGAAGAAGAAAAACUUCUCCUUCACCCGCAAGUUCCCGUUCAUGAAGAGUAAGGACGAGCGAGGCGAAGAAUGCAGUGACGGAGAAUCUACUGUGAUCCUGGCUACAGCUGAUGGAGAGACUGGAAGUCUGAGUCUAAAAAAAACAGGUGGUGAACCUUCAAUUGACCCGGCGCUGAAGGACCGCAUCAAUGACGACCUCAUUUCCGAGUACCAGGACAAGUUCGGGUCGUGUGUGCCACACACGACCCGACCCAAGCGCGAGUACGAAGUGGACGGACGAGACUACCACUUCGUCACCAGCGCGCUCGUUUACCUCGCGCUGUAG
Notodromas monacha is the source of this 972-nucleotide messenger RNA. Lineage: Eukaryota; Metazoa; Arthropoda; Ostracoda; Podocopida; Cyprididae. The record is from the annotation of a GenBank genome assembly.